Molecule: messenger RNA, 1029 nt
Organism: Adineta steineri
Lineage: Eukaryota; Metazoa; Rotifera; Eurotatoria; Adinetida; Adinetidae
Source: the annotation of a GenBank genome assembly
AUGCAAUCCAGUCGGACAUCAAUGUUCAGUAAACAUAUGCGUUAUCGAUACAUUUAUCGUUAUACAUGUGUAUUAUUCAUCGUUUUUUCGUCUUUAUGGAUUAUUUUUCAUUGUAAUAAUAAUUGCCAACGAAUUUUAUCCAACGAUGAAUCAUUCGGAACAUAUGAAAUACCAAAUAUUGUACAUUUUAUCACGGGACAAGGUGAUGCAUCAGAAUCAAUUCUUGAUCAAUUUGGUCCACAUCUUGGUUAUCGUCGAUUGGAACGAGCAUCUGGUGAAUUUCAUUUAAUAAAUUAUCUUGUUCUUCUUUCUGCUCGUCAACAAAUCAAACCAAAACAAAUAUAUCUUCAUUAUUCAUUCGAACCAACUGGCUAUUGGUGGUUAAAAGCUAAACAAGAUCGUCAACUAAAUUUAACACUUGUAAAAAUUCCUCCAAUAACAUCAAUUUAUAAUCAUCCAUUGCAUCAUCAUGCACAUCGUAGUGAUAUUGCACGUUUAGAAACUCUUGAUAAAUAUGGUGGAAUUUAUCUUGAUCUUGAUGUUCUUGUUCUUAAAUCAUUUUCAAAAUUGAUAUCAAAUUCAUAUCAAGUUGAAGCUAUAUUUGCUUGGGAAGAUAAACAAUACAAUACAAUAUGUAAUGCUGUUAUUAUUGCACCAAUACAUUCGAAAUUUCUUCGACGUAUUUAUCAAUCCUAUCAAAGUUUUAAUUCAUCAUGUUGGGCUUGUCAUUCAGUAUUUCUAACAGGACAACUAGCGAAUAUAUAUCAAAAUGAAGUUUAUGUUUUACCAUCGAAAGCUUUUUUCACACCAUCUUGGUCUCAUAUUGGUGAAUUAUAUUUAUAUAAUAAAUAUAAUUUUAAAAAUAAUUAUGCAUGUCAUCUAUGGAAUUCUUAUAUAGGAAAAGAAUUUCUACAUAAUUUAACAAUAACUUCAAUAUUAAAACCUACAAGAAUGACGACAUUUAUUCGAAUGAUUCAUCAUGCUGUUGGGAAAGAAAAAUUAAACACUAUUGCGCGAGAAUUUUCUUGA